AUGGCUGGUCUGAUUGCAUCUGGAGUUAUCAAGUGGACAGCAAGCAAGCUUGCUUCCUUGGUUUCUGCACCGAUUGGGUCAUCGCAAUCUGAUGAGCAGCAAACUUCAGCAAUCAGCGAUGUGCAGGCGCUGCAGAGGACGAUGGCAACUGUCCAGCGCACACUUGGGGCAAUGGAUGAGGAUAACAUCAGAGAUGAGUCUGGAAGGCUUCGCUUGAGGGAGCUCCAGCAGUUUGCCUAUGAUGCACAGGAUGCUAUCGACGAGUACAAGUUUGAGCUGCUGCGUCGUAUGAUGGAUGAUCCAAACAGUCAUGGUGAAGACAGAAGUACACGUAAGCGCAAGCGCAAGGGAAAAAAGGAGGAACCUGAAACAGACCCUGUGGUGGUUCCAGUACCAGAUGAAUUGGCUCUCAGGGUAAAAAGAAUUCUAGAAAGAUUUAAGGAGAUCACUAAGGCAUGGAAUGAUCUCCAACUGGAUGAGGCAGAUGCACCAUUGAGAGAAGAUGAACAAGACUUCCUGCCAAUGCCAACUACCCCACAUAUUGAUGAACCCACUGUCAUUGGAAGAGAUGAUGACAAGAACAACAUAGUCAAGAUGUUGCUCUCAAUGGAUGGAGCUCAUGGAGAAAAAAUUGCAUCAAUUCUUCCUAUCAUUGGAAUGGGGGGAGUAGGGAAGACAACGCUUGCCCAACUAGUUUAUAAUGAUCGAAGGAUAAUGAAGCAAUUUGAUCUAAUGGGAUGGAUCCAUGUAUCGGAGAACUUUGAUCUUAAAAACAUUAUGAGCAAAAUUAUCAUGUCACUUACAAGAAAACCUUGUCAAAUAACAGAACUGGACCAGCUAGAGUAUAUGCUAAUGGAUCAAGUUGCUGGCAGAAAGUUUUUACUUGUUCUUGAUGAUGUGUGGAGCGAAAGGAAGGACCUUUGGGAUGCCUUGCUAUCACCAAUGUCAGCUGCACAAUUAGGGGCAAUACUUGUAACUACCCGGAAUGUGAAUGUGUCAUCAGUUAUCCAGACAAUGGCUCCCUACCAUGUGGGCUGCUUACCUUUUGAUGAAUCUUGGCAGAUAUUUAAGCAGAUGGCCUUUGGUCACCUAGAUCAAAAUAUAGAAAAAGCCUUUGAAGAAAUUGGCAAAAAAAUUGUUCAGAAAUGUGGAGGCCUACCUUUGGCAGUCAAAGCAAUUGGAAGCGUGCUUCGCUUUGAGGAAAAUGAGGAAAAAUGGAGUGAUAUAUUGGACAGUGAACUGUGGGAGUUACCAACAGGGGAGGAUACUGUGUUACCAGCCUUAAGAUUGAGCUAUGUCCGAAUGCCGAUUGACCUGAAACGGUGCUUCGUUUUGUUCACGCUGUACCCAAAGGGGCACAUUUUCAUGAAGGAAAAUGUUGUAUAUCUCUGGAUAUCUUUGGGCAUCCUUAAGCAGAACAACCAUAGACACCUUGAGAAUAUUGGGAAUCAAUACUUUGAUGACCUAUUGCAGAGAACUAUGGUUCAGCGAGUACAAAUUGAUGGAGGACACAAUUGCUUUACCAUACAUGACCUUUUCAUUGAUCUGGCCAAAUUUGUCUCAGGUGAAGACAUUCUGAAACUGGACACUCAACACAUGCUGUAUUUAAAUGAUGCAUCACGUAAUGUUAGGUACCUAUCCUUUGCUGUGAGUUCUUCGGAUCAUACUAAUUUGGACCUGCGUACCUUGCCAAUUAAUGGGAGCAUUAGGAUACUUCAAGUUAUAAAUGCUAUGGAUGAUAACAAGAGGUACUAUUCUUCUCUUUUCAAAAACAACAGAAGACGCUUCUCCAAGUUGUUCUCUCAUCAUAUCAACAUUACACUUCCUGAAGAUCUAAGGGGUCUUCGACAUCUGAGAGCCUUGGAUUUAAGCCGUAGUUCAUUGACAUCGUUGCCUGAGUCAAUAGGAGAACUGAAGUUGCUUAGAUACCUCAGUAUUUUCCAAACACGAAUUGCCAAGCUACCUGAAUCUAUCUGCGGUCUUUACAACUUGAAGGUUUUGGAUGCAAGAACUAACAUGCUUGGAGAGAUUCCGCAAGGCAUUCAGAAGUUGGUCAGCCUUCAGCACCUUAGUUUAGAUCUCUGGUCUCCCCUAUGCAUGCCAAGAGGAAUUGGGGAGCUGAAGAAGCUAAAAACAUUGACAAGAGUUAGUGUUGGAACAGGGAAUUGGCACUGCAAUAUUGCUGAACUACACCAUUUGGUGAAUAUCCAUGGAGAACUUUCCAUUACAGGGCUCAGCAGAGUGACCAACAUCAAUGAUGCUCAGACAGCAAACCUGAUCAAUAAAAUACACCUGCAAAUUCUGAGAUUGGAUUGGUCUGCUGGAUUUUACGCUACUGAAUGUGAGCACACUGUUAAUCAGAAUAAUGCAACAUCAACCCCAGAAUUUGAAGAGGAGGUAUUUGAGAGCUUAAAACCACAGAGGAACCUUGAGGAGUUGGAGGUAGUCGAGUAUAGUGGCUACAAAUAUCCAAGCUGGAUGGGUGAUCCUGCCUUCUCACGUUUAGCCAAGGUGACUCUAUGGAAGCAAAAAUGCAAGUUUCUUCCAGCUCUUGGCCAACUGCCUCAGCUCCAUGAACUUGUAGUCAUCCAUAUGGAAGGUGUAGAGCGAAUUGGGCAAGAGUUUUAUGGCCAGGACUCCACAAAACGGUUCCCAGCUCUGGAGCUACUAGAGUUUCAGGACAUGCCAAAAUGGGUGGAGUGGUAUGACAUUGCUGAAAGUGAUUUCCCUUCUCUUAGUGAGCUGAAAAUCAAGGAUAGCAAUGAAUUGAGAGUCCUUCCACAGAAAUUGCCAGCUCAUUUGAAGAAGCUGGUUAUUACAAACUGUGAGAAGUUGAUUAGACUACCGAUUGCUCCUUCUCUCACUAGCUUAGUAUUGAAAGGCAACAUUCAUGAAGAAACAUUAAGUUGUCUGCAUUUUCCACUCCUCAGGACAUUAAAAGUCUGUUUCUUGAGAACAGCCAAGUUUAUCAAACUUGAAAACAUGCCAAUGCUAGAGGGACUAGCUAUUGUUGGAUGCAGACAGCUAUUUUCUGUAGCAGGAUUGUCUAACCUCGAAUCCCUCAGUCUUCUGAACAUAAAAGGUUGUCCAAACCUGCAUCUCCCUUUCGAGCCACUUCCGCAGAAGGUUCAACAAUCUACUGUCACAAAUUGUCCUCAGUUGCAGGAAUGGGCUGAGUGGCAGCAAGCUCAAAUGCCAAAACAUGAACAUCAGUUACAAGAACCUGAUGGUGCAAGCUACGAUCAAGAGGUUCUCAAUGCAAUAGAGGAUGACAGUGAGGAUGACUUUGAAGGUGUCAGUGAAGAUGAAGAUGAUUGUUUCUAUGAUAGCAUGCUGGAUGUUGGAGAAUCGAGUGGAAUGGCCAUUGAUUGCAAUAAUGAUAGUGACGAGGCUUUUUAA
Messenger RNA from Miscanthus lutarioriparius, 3399 nucleotides. Lineage: Eukaryota; Viridiplantae; Streptophyta; Magnoliopsida; Poales; Poaceae. The record is from the annotation of a GenBank genome assembly.